AUGACGACUCUCAAGGAUUUUCUCGAGCGACUGGACCUGUCGCGCUAUCAUGAUGCUCUUGUCGAAGAGGGCUUUGAUACAUGGGAGACGCUUAUGGAUAUCACAGAAUCGGAUUUGGAGGCUCUUGGAGUGAAGCUUGGACAUCGAAGGAAACUUCAGCGAGCAAUACUCAAUGCAUCCAAGGACAGGACGCCGCUGCCUUUGCUCUUACAUUCUGCAUUACGAGACGACUCUGUGGUGAACGACGAGGCGCGGAAGAAGCGAGACUCACAGAAUCCUCAACUACAGCAGCAGCGAUCACAGGACUCGACGACGCAGGAAACGUCAACCACCAGUGCCAGCAAUGGACAGCCAACGCGGUCGAAACGGAAGUACAGACGGCACCCCAAGGCAGACGAACAUGCACCGGAGCGACCGCCGUCGGCAUACGUCAUCUUCUCGAAUCAGGUGCGCGAUGAACUCAAAGGCAAGGAUCUCAGCUUUACCGAGAUUGCCAAACUGGUGGGCGAGCGCUGGCAAGAGCUCCAGGCUCACGAAAAGGAACCCUGCGAACGCGAAGCACAAGCCCUCAAGGACACGUACUACUCGGAACUAAGGACAUACAAGAAGACACCGCAGUACAAGGCCUACCAGGAGUAUUUGAUCGACUUCCGGGCAAAGCACUCGGAGAGCAAUGCCCAAGGGGACGCAAAGAAGCCAAAGACGCGGCUGUCGAGUGGUCAGUCACGCAGCUACGACGAUUCGCACAUGGACGGCGAUGAGGGCGUCGAUGGCCUCGAUGGUGUCGACGCUAUAGACGGUGAUCAAGUCCAGCCGUCACCCACCCACAGCUCGCCCAACACGCAGCCCUUUCGCCAAUUUCCCCCUCCCCGACCAACCUCCAGCGGCGACACCGCCUCCUCCUACUCGACCUGGAGAUCCACCCAACAAGCCGAUUCCUCGACCGCCAUGCCGCACAGAAACCCCUCCAUCUCCACCUUUACAACCUACACGACCUCGCAAGACGACGACGGCUCCACAUCACCCACAAGCUCGCGCCCGCCCCUUUCCAGCGCCCACACCAGUGCCCCCCAACAACACCAAAUACACCAACAGAGACCUGCGACCAAAUCUCCACUUCUUCCUCAGCAACAACCCUCUGCAAACACUCUGCCCCCUCUUAGCCACCUAGACGCCCACGCACCCCGGAAAACUUCCGCAACACCUCUGAUGAAUUGGCCGCUGCACACCACCCUCCCUCCCAUUGUGCCAAAUGGACCCAACAACCACCAUAACUCGACACCGUCAUCCAUGUACUCGUCACCCACAUUACGCCACGUCACAAAUCCGCCUGUGGUGAUGCGUCCGAUACAAAACGGUGAUGCAGGCGCCGAGAGAAACAAAGCCAGUCUUUCUACACUCUUGAGGGCUAGUGAGCAUGUAGAUGCCAGGGAUGCCGUGGAUGCGAGACGGGGUAGUGGGAGGAGAGUGUCUUGA
This is a messenger RNA of Aureobasidium subglaciale EXF-2481, 1476 nucleotides long. RefSeq lists its product as uncharacterized. Lineage: Eukaryota; Fungi; Ascomycota; Dothideomycetes; Dothideales; Saccotheciaceae. Gene Ontology annotation, biological process: regulation of gene expression. Gene Ontology annotation, cellular component: nucleus. Bases 1 to 1476 code for a protein of 491 amino acids. The transcript has 5 exons. Gene Ontology annotation, molecular function: protein binding. The record is from RefSeq and is a predicted model, not a curated record.